AUGAAGAGGAUUAGAGGUGUGCGAGGUGUGUUGCCGGACUCGGCGGCGAUGUUUCCCUUCCCUGUGUUGGCCACUGACUGCAUACAGGCUCAUCGCCUGUGUUCGGCUGACCCUGAAUGCCAGGCACUGUAUCGGGGCUUGGAGCUGUGCGCGGCCGAUGCAGCUGUCUCUCCUCUGGGAGAGCAGGCAUCUGAGUGCCUGGAAAGACAGGACGCCCUGUUGGCCAAAUACCCCUCUCUGAUGGUCUGUAAGUGCCAGCGUGGUUUCCGCAAGGAGGAGCGUUGCCUUCGUAUCUACUGGAGAGUUCGACUUCUGCCAGGGAAGGAUGAACUGGAGAUUUCCCCAUAUUAUGAUUCAUUGAUGGACACCCGCAUGGCCUCUUUGGUUGCAGCCUCAUCUCUCAUGCAACUGGACGGUGAGAACCAGUGCCUGAAGGCCGCCCAGGACUGCGGCCUCUUCGAGAAAUGCGGUUCCCUGCGAUCGGAGUACGUGUUGGCCUGCACGAAGCCGAUGCCCGGGACCUCCCGAUGCAACCAGCACAAGUGCCACCGGGCACUGAGGCGGUUCCUGGAGCGGGUACCUGAGGAGUACAGCCUGGGUGUCCUGUUCUGCCCCUGCGUUAACAACCUUUGCGGGGAGAGGAGGAGGAAGACCAUUGUCCCCUCCUGCUCCUACCAGGAUUUGGAGGCGAGUGGCUGUUUGAAAGACUCAACAGGCCUUUGCCUCCGAGCCUAUGCUGGACUCAUAGGUACCAUCAUGACCCCCAACUACAUCAGCAACAGCUCCGCCGACGUGUCGCUGUGGUGCAACUGCGAAGGGAGCGGCAACCAGUGGCAGGAGUGUCUGAGGCUGCAGCGCCUCUUCACCCACAACUCCUGCCUGCGUAAUUCAAUCAGCUUGAUGGGAAGCCCUGGCCUGCCGCCGUCCGACAUCACUCAGCCUCCCGCUCCCAGACCUUCUCCGCUGGUUCAGGAGGACGAGCUGUUGGGCAGCAAUCACCUGCCUGAACUCACCAACGAUGUGGUGGAGAGUGAGGAGGAAGAGGAACUGAUGCAAACAGUUGAAGAGGAGGGCCGUGAAGGUGACCAGUUUGAUAUCAUCCCUCUCUACUCGGAGAGGGCCACUAUCUCCAGCUUGGGUUCCUCUGGGACUGGGGGGGGGGCAUCCGCCAACACAAGCCCAACCCAACCGGUACUGCUGCUCCUCCUGCUCAUCCCGGCUUCCCUCCUCUGGGGGUAGAUCAGGAUUGGAGGAUAUAAAGAGGACACACACACACACACACAUAUUAAACGGAUGGGCGAGUCAUCUUGGACUAAUUGCUGAUGAAGUCUAACAGGCAUCCUGAAGACUUGGACUUCACCUUGUGUCAGUGGUAACCCGUUGAUUUGUGUCUUCUGUCUUUCAUUUCUUCCCUUCUAACAUAAUCAGUCACUAUGUCUUGUUCUCUCUGGCUUCGGCGGGGUGUUGUGGUCAUGUGAGUACAGAAGGGAUGCGUUUGCUAAGGCCAAUGCAAAUAACAUGUCCACACGAACAUUUAUUCACUGUCGGCUCACAGAUAUUAACGGUAUUUUUGGGUUUUAACGCACUGGCAUUAGCGACUGUAAGCAGCCUCUCAUGUUUCGCCUCGUGGCCAAAUGUUAGAAUUGGAGCUCUGGUAAAAUGUUAAUGACCAAAGACAGAAGCAGAGAUGUUAUUAAAUGGCUGCCAUCAUCGCUGCAAUUUGCAAACCAAGUGUUGUGAUGGAACCACAUGCCAUGACAUCUUUGUCCCAUUAACGAAUCACUCCGCUGUUUGCUAAUGUACGAUUAUUUUGGGAAAUAGAAAAUGCAGUAAACAUCCAAUCGUUUAGGAGUUUUAUUAAGAGAGGAAGCAUUGUGUUCAAAUACAGUGUAUGUAUUAAUUACUGAAACCUAUUUUCGUUUCAUCCAGCAUGUUUCAUGUUUCGCUAACUAGCUUCCACCACUGAAACUAUGGCCCCAUUUGUCUUUCUGAAACUAGAAAAUGUUAGGAAAUGAAAAAUAACAUGCUGGAAAACCAUUCUGGAGCGUUCACAAACCAAUGAGGACAAGUCUGGGCAUGAUGUCCGAACGAUGCCGAUUUGUUUAUUCCAAAUUCCAGGACUCCCUUAAACAGAACAGAACACGGUAAUAAAAUUGUCCCUCACCAAUUCUGACGUGUUGCUGCUGUUACAACCACACUGUACUAUGAAAACUGCUUAUCUGGAGAGAGAAUGGGGAGAGGACGCUGCAUGACCAGAGACAUAAAAGAAGCUGCUGUCAGGACCCCUUCUAUGAAUAAAUAUGUAUUUUCUACAUUUUAAUUUAUUAAAUAGAUUAUUAGAUUGUUUGUCCCCCUGAAUGUGACUGACCUCUCUCUGGUUCACCUAAAAAGAGACGUAAAUAUAGCCCAGUGGAGCAGCCUCCACCUCUCUGAACUCUCCAUUUACAGAGAACGGAAAAUGACCCUCUUGUCUCUCAUUGUUUGACGAACAUCAGGAUGCAAGUGUGUGAUAUGUGUACCUGUAUGUGCAUCCAAGGAGGCAUCGAUCCAAAAGAAUUACAAAGAAAACUGGGCAAACUUUUGUGUUAUGAUUUGAGGCCGUCACUGUGUCGUUCCCACCCCGUCACGUCUUCACACACGCACACAUCGACACACACACACCGCCUGGCUUACGUUAAGCCGACGCAGCUCUUUUUCUCUUUAUUGCUCCGUCUGUGUCUCCCUCCU
Menidia menidia (Atlantic silverside) is the source of this 2727-nucleotide messenger RNA. NCBI's taxonomy places the organism in Eukaryota, Metazoa, Chordata, Actinopteri, Atheriniformes, Atherinopsidae. The record is from the annotation of a GenBank genome assembly.